AUGCGCUUCUCAACCCCUCUUGUUGCUGGCCUUGCGGUCAUCAGCCCUGUCGUGGCCGCACCCAAGCCCAGCUACAGCGAUAAGGAACUGUUCAAGACUAUCAAGCCAAUUAAGCAGAUUGAGCUCGGCCCUCGGCCCUACUAUCUUGUCAACAACAUGGACGAGGGCCCUCUCAAGAAGAAGCUUCAGUCGUGCUCCGAGAAGCCUCAGAAGCCUUCAGAGUGGUCAGUUGCUCACCGCGGUGGCGGCACUCUUCAGCUCCCCGAGCACUCCCUCGAGUCUAAUCUCGCUGGAGCUCGCAUGGGUGCCGGAAUCCUCGAGUGCGAUGUCGCAUUCACCAAGGACCGCGAGCUCGUGUGCCGACACUCUCAAUGCGAUCUUCACUACACAACCAACAUCGUCACGAUCCCCGAGCUUAACAAAAAGUGCACCCAGCCUUUCAAGCCUGCCAAGGAUGGCAAACCCGCUUCCGCAAAGUGCUGCACAAGCGACAUCACCCUCAAGGAGUUCAAGACCCUGUGCGCAAAGAUGGAGGGAUUCAAUGCCACGGCUACCAACGCGGUCGACUUCCUUCACGGCACACCCAGAUGGCGAACCGACUUGUACUCUACAUGCGGCACAGUCAUGAGCAACAAGGAGCACAUUCAGCUGGUCAAGCGCCUCGGCUUGAAGCACACUCCCGAGCUCAAGACACCCGAGGUCAAGAUGCCCUUUGAUGGUGACUAUACCCAGAAGAAGUACGCGCAGCAGCUUAUCGACGAGCACAAGAAUGCUGGUGUGAAGCCAAGCGAUGUCUACCUCCAAAGCUUCCUGUACGACGAUAUCCUGUACUGGCUCAAGGCUGAGCCUGAAUUCGCCCGCCAGGCCAUGUACCUCGACGAGACGGGCGAUACCCCCCAGACAUUUGAGACAGCCGUGGCCAACCUCACACGCUAUGCUCAGGAUGGAGUCCGAUACAUCGCACCUCCUCUGCCGUACCUUGUUACGCCUGGCAAGGAUGGGAAGAUCGUGCCCAGCGCCUAUGCGAAGAAGGCCAAGCAGCUGGGACUUAAGAUCGUCACCUGGAGUCUGGAGCGCUCCGGUCCCCUAAAAGACGCCGCUGCCAACAACGACUACUACUAUGCGACCAUUUCCAAGAUCGUCAACAACGAUGGUGACGUGUUUAAGCUGCUGGAUGUGUUCCGUGAGAUUGGUGUUGUUGGAGUUUUCUCUGACUGGAGCGCAACGGUUACCUACUACGCCAAUUGCUUUGGUCUUAAGCUUUAA
This is a messenger RNA of Fusarium sp. VM40, 1266 nucleotides long. The record is from the annotation of a GenBank genome assembly. Lineage: Eukaryota; Fungi; Ascomycota; Sordariomycetes; Hypocreales; Nectriaceae.